AAAUUCCCCACUUUUAACCUCGAAUUCAGAAAGCACAGCGUGGCUUUUUCGAUAUGAAAAGGUCCGAUGCCAAAAGCAAACGGAUGCAAGUCAUGCUUGAGAAUUCCGCAACCUAUUCUGAUGUGGAGUUUCAAGUUGGACCCGAGGGUGAAAGCUUUUUUGGCCUCAAGGCCAUCUAUGCUCGAGCCUCCGAGGUCUUUUCGAAGAUGUUUUUUGAGGCGGGAUUCCGUGAACAACAAGCGACACCACGAGUGGUGGUCAAGAUUGAAGACAUCAUGCCUGGACCCUUUCGAAUUCUUCACCGAUGGGUCUAUGACAUGGAUGUGACUUUGUCUUCCGACACGAUCUUUGGUGUCCUUGAUGCUGCUCGAAAGUACAUGGUUGAGGACUUAGAAUUGACAUGUCGACGUUGGAUUGCCUUAGAAGCUCGAUCAGCGACGGGAGCUGUGGGACUUUUCUGUGCAGCCGUGGCGGGUCAGUGGAUUCCUUGGUCUCAAGCGCUACGCGCACGGGUGGAGUCCUUUGGUGCUGCAGCUUUGGCUGCCUGUCCCGAGGCAAUCAGCCGCCUACCAGCGGAUGCAUUUAUGUCUUUGUUGACAAGUGAGGAUUUGUCUGUGGCAAAGGAAGAAGAAAUCUUUGAUGCCGUCCAGGGCUGGGCCGCUGCAGCCAGCGAGCGCAGCGAGGAUCCGGCAGCAGCGUGGCAAAGAAUUGCUGAAGCAGAUGUGAUUUUAUUUCAUUUGCUGGACCCAAGGUUCUUUGCGGAGAAGGUGGUGUUGUUGGGCCGCUUGACGCAGGAGCAAAGCCUGUCGGUGUUUGUGUCCAGAGCGAUGGGAGACUGCCCGGCUCGGCCAUCAAGCCUACUGGCAAGGCUUCAGCUGAUUCUCCGUGAUUGCAGCUACGAGGACACAACGUCCAUUAUUGAUAGCAUCAUUGAGCUCAGGCAUGAAGACACCUACCCGAGAACUCUUGCCCAUUGUCUUGUACAGAAAGCUUUGGCUGACUAUGAGCACUGCAGUGAGUGGGUCAGCAUGUGGACCGAGCUCUGGGGUGCCUUGCGCGCCGCGGGCCUGCGCGACGAGUGUGUUCGAGCUACAGUUGACUACUGUCAGAAUUUAUUUGAAGAGGAACCGUCUCCAGAGAAUUUAGUUGGAGUUUGGAUAUGCCCACAUGACACACUUGGCUUGGUGCGAGUCUUGUGCAACCUCAACGACUCGCGCAAGCUGGCGGUGCUUCCUUUGAUGAAGGUCCUGGAAGCUCUCGUGCGAAAAGCUGAAGAGUCGGCACCGCAAGGAGGAACGACCUGUGACCCAGCCACGGCCGCCAGAGAGCUGGCGGCGCACCUCGAAAAGAUUCGAUUACGAAGCGGCCAUUUGAUGGCUUUGCAAAGCCUUCCGAGCCUGCAACAGCGCUUGGAAGACCUGCCAGAGAAUGGAAGCUCUUGACCAGCCGCGCUUCACUUUCGCAAGCGCUGAAAGCGCGUGCGUUUUUGGCGCUGCGCAGCGUUUUGGGCGCCUUUGAGAGGGUCAUGGAGGUCAAAAUUAUGGUUUUCCCAAAUGCAUCUUUUCAGAAGACCGAUCCGAAUUGGAUCACAAACAAAACGUGCCAAUUUGGGCACAUGAAAUUUGAAUUGGAUUUUGGAUUUUGCACGCGGCGACGCGUGCAACAUGCUCUAGUCGAGACACUGCUGGGGUAACCGAGACAGGCCCGCGUUCUAG
Molecule: messenger RNA, 1715 nt
Organism: Durusdinium trenchii
Lineage: Eukaryota; Dinophyceae; Suessiales; Symbiodiniaceae
Source: the annotation of a GenBank genome assembly